CUUCUCGCUAAAACCCUAAUCAGUAGUAACAAAUUUCUGACUCUGAAAGGACCAGAGACAGUUGAGAGAGGGAGAGAGCAGAGAAAAAUGGCGAGAAGUUCAAUUCUUCGCUCCCAAGUUCUGCGCCAAGCACUUGGCUGCAACAAGCUUAGUCCAGCAGUAUCUUGUAAUCUUAGUUCUGGUAAUUCUAGUUCCUACGAAACCCUACUAUCGCCGAAUCCAACCCCAUCACUCUCCCAUCCGAGUCCUUCUAAACCCUUCUCCUCCAUCUCGUCCAAUCCCACCACCGCCACGGGAUUUCGCUUUUCGAAUCUUCCAUUCCUGCUAUCCCGACCCUUUUCAUCUUCCUCAGGUCCAUCCAACAUUCUUCUCAUUAAGUCGGAAAAUGAAUUCAAUAGUACACUUGGCAAGGUUCAAGACGAAUCUUUGCCGGCAGUUUUCUAUUUCACUGCAGUCUGGUGUGGACCUUGCAGGUUCAUAUCUCCUCUCAUUGAAGAGUUGAGUGAGAAAUACCCUCACGUGAAGACAUAUAAGAUUGACAUUGACCAGGAAGGACUUGGAAGUGUAUUGAGCAAGUUACAAAUUACCUCUGUGCCAACACUCCAUUUUUUUAAAACGGGGAAAAAGGCUGUUGAAGUAAUUGGCGCUGAUGUGGCUCGCUUGAAGGAUACAAUGGAGAAACUCUACAAGACUGACUGAGGAUACCAGAGGGAAUGGAUGGCAGAGGAUGUAUAAUUUGAUGUCUUAAUAACCUUUUAAAGUAAAUUCAAGAAAUUAAUGAGAUCGCUUGGUGCAAUAUUAUAAAAGAAAACAAAAAAUUGUAUGUGGUCGGUCAGGUUCACUUUGUCUUUUUGGCCAAGAGGAAAAGCUAACUUUGCCACUUUUUCGUUUAUGUAUGUUUAUGGAUUUCUGUCU
Messenger RNA from Carya illinoinensis, 915 nucleotides. RefSeq names its product thioredoxin O2, mitochondrial-like. The transcript is spliced from 7 exons. Lineage: Eukaryota; Viridiplantae; Streptophyta; Magnoliopsida; Fagales; Juglandaceae. The coding region runs from base 88 to 699 and encodes 203 amino acids. The record is from RefSeq and is a predicted model, not a curated record.